GUCGUAGUUAUCUAUUUGGUCACAAUUUGGUUGAUAAGAAGGAAACGGAUAAGAGGAAUGGUGAGAUUAAGAUCUUUCAAUUAUGGUGAGAUCACAAGGAUCACUGGAAACUUUGGAACAGAGAUUGGUGUAGGAGGAUUUGGGAAAGUAUAUCUUGGCACUCUAGAGAAUGGAACCAAAGUUGCAGUGAAGAUGCUCUCGGAAAAAUCAUGGCAAGGGGACAGGGAAUUUCAAGCUGAGGAGAAACAAUUAAUGAUCGUUCACCAUGGAAACUUGGUUUCUCUACAUGGAUAUUGUGAUCACUCUAAAAACAAGGCAUUAGUUUAUGAAUACAUGGCUAAUGGAAACUUGCAACAGCACUUACACGGGGACAAGCCAGUCUUAACUUGGAAACAGAGACUUCACAUCAUUGUAGAUGUAGCAAAAGGUUUGGAGUAUCUCCAUAAUGGAUGCAACCCGCCCAUUAUCCAUAGAGACUUAAAAGCGACAAACAUCCUGUUGAAUGAAGAAAUGCAAGCGAAAAUAUCUGACUUUGGUCUCUCAAGAACAUUUACAGCUGAGACUGAUGCUCAUGUGUCAACUCGUGCUAGCACUCCUGGCUACCUCGACCCUGAUACUCAUGUAUCAACUCGUGAUGUUGGCACUCUUGGCUACCUCGACCCUGAGUACCAUUCGACUAAAAGUUUAAACAAGAAAAGUGAUGUUUUCACUCUUGGAAUCAUACUCCUUGAGCUAAUCACGGGACAUCCGGCAAUGAUGACGAAGCAAGAAGGAAAUGUGCACAUACUUGAUUGGGCGAAUUCCCUUAUUGAAAGUAAAAAUUUGCAGAAGAUCAUGGAUCCAAAGUUAAAAGGAGAAUACGACAGCACAUCGGCUUGGAAAGCGAUACGGGUCCCAGAGUCUUGUACAAAACCAACUGGAGAUCAAAGGCCUGACAUAGAUCAUGUAUUGGCAGAAUUGAAGGAUUGUUUGAAAACAGCACCGGAACCCGAAAAAAGUCCAGAAGAUGGGAAGCAAAAUGAGAAAGUCAAGUAGUUCUUUCGAAAGGACCUCCUCAAGAGUUCAUUCAACCAGUAAUUCCCUCGGAAGAGUGUUGGGUAUUUAAUGCAUGUGAAUUUGUUGCCAAAUUUCUGCAGCCGUCAAAAUUGAACUCAAGCGUGGUUCAUAUUUCAAAUUUAUAUUUAUGUGUCAAUUUGGAUAUUCAGAAGUUGUUCUUGUCUCUAGUGAUUCUAUUAUUCUAUGAAUAGGUCCUUGAUAGAAACAUGAGUAUUCGCAGCUUUUGUCAUUCAUGGGAGGAACUAUGUACUUGAGGAGACUCAUCUAUGUUGGAUUUGGAUUUGGUCACUCUAGACUAGAGUCUUGCUUGUUAUUA
This is a messenger RNA of Eucalyptus grandis, 1372 nucleotides long. Its product is annotated as receptor-like protein kinase At3g21340. Gene Ontology annotation, molecular function: protein kinase activity; ATP binding. Gene Ontology annotation, biological process: protein phosphorylation. The transcript has 6 exons. The coding region runs from base 58 to 1035 and encodes 325 amino acids. Lineage: Eukaryota; Viridiplantae; Streptophyta; Magnoliopsida; Myrtales; Myrtaceae. The record is from RefSeq and is a predicted model, not a curated record.